CAGGAACAUUCACAUCCAAGCACACCAAGCACACCCAGCACUUUAUGUCUUAAAAUGAGGGAGCUUGUUAAAUAAACCUUUGUCGCGACCCUUCCUGCUUUUCCUCUCUCUCAACCUUCGGUUGCUUCCUUGCAUCGAUCCUGCAUUAGCUUCCGAUCUGUCAGGAUGAUUCCCUACAUCAACACUCCAUUCGCCUACGUGGGCAGUUCCAUAGGCGCAUCUGCAGAUGAGCUCAAGCUGGUGUUCUCAUUUUACCUGUCAUACCCACUUGCUGCUGUGUUGAAGCGUAUACCGGACAAGAAUCCAUGGCAGAAGAACCUCUUCAUAAUAGCCAUAUCUCUCUUCUACCUCGUUGGCCUUUUCGAUCUCUGGACUGGCCUUCGGACCCUGAUUAUUAGUGCAGGAGGUGCAUAUCUAAUCGCUUCAAAGAUCAACUCCCCGUAUAUGCCUUGGAUAGGAUUCGUGUUCCUAAUGGGGCAUAUGUCAAUCAACCAUAUUUUCCGGAUGAUGGUUGAUGACCCCUCUUCAGUGGAUAUCACGGGAGCGCAAAUGGUCUUGAUUAUGAAGCUCACAGCAUUCUGCUGGAACGUCCAAGACGGCCGCCUCCCCAAAUCCGAGCUCUCAGAAUUCCAAAAGGAGCAUAUGAUCAAGGAAUUGCCCAACCUCCUCGACUACGCCGGCUACGUUUUCUUUUUCCCUGCUCUCAUGGCCGGCCCCGCCUUUGAUUACUGCGACUACAGCCGCUACAUCAGCACAACGAUGUUCCAACUUCCUCCAGGCACCGACCCCUCGAAAGCACCGCCAACCCGGAAGAAGCGCAAGAUCCCUCGAAGCGGUACACCUGCCACCUUUAAAGCAGUGUACGGCACCAUUUGGGUUAUUGCUUUCUUAAAGUUCUCCAGUUGGUAUAAUACCGAAAGACUGCUUAGUGACCAGUAUAUGACCUACUAUUUUCCUCGCCGCGUGUUCAUCUUAUACAUGCUUGGAGUCACCACCCGCAUGAAGUACUACGGCGUAUGGACACUAACUGAAGGAGCCUGUAUCCUCUCUGGAAUCGGCUACAAUGGCAUUGACGCCAAGACUGGACGCGCGAACUGGGACCGACUUCAAAACAUUCGACCUCUUGAGAUUGAAUUAGCGCAAAAUACCAGAGCAUUUUUAGGCUCUUGGAACAUCAACACAAAUUUAUGGCUGCGGAAUUAUAUGUACCUCCGCGUUACUCCCAAGGGGAAGAAGCCUGGAUUUAGAGCUACAUUAGCGACGUUCGUCACCAGCGCAUUCUGGCAUGGUUUCUAUCCAGGGUACUAUCUCGCAUUUGUCCUAGCUUCCCUACUCCAAACUAUCGCAAAGAACGGCCGCCGGCUAAUCCGCCCGCUCUUCCUGACCCCCUCCAGCACCACACCCACUCCCCUCCCUACAAAACGCUACUACGACCUUAUCACCAUCUUCUUAACGCAGACUGCCUUUGCCUUCACUGUCGCACCCUUCAUCCUCCUCUCUUUCACCUCCACUAUGAUAAUCUGGGCACGGGUCUAUUUCUACACCCUCAUUGGCGUCGUGGCCUCCUUUGUCCUUUUCUCCCGCUCCCUCCCAUUCCGCGCGAAACUCACGGCGCAGCAGGCUGCGCGGAUGAAAGCCGCGACUACAGAUGUCGAUACAACCGGUACGGUGAUUGAGAAGGUGGCGCGGGAGGAACAGGAGAAGGAGCGGAGGCAGACAUUGUUGAGACGAGAAAGUAGCGAGGGGGUGAGACGAGCGCCGACACUCGGGAUUGCAGAGGAUCCAGAAGCCGAGAUUGAUGAGAUUGUUGCGGAGGUUAAGCGGGAGAUCGAGGAGAGGAAGAGGAGGGGGAGUUUGGUGCAGGGGUUUGAUGUGAGGGCGGCGGUGGAAGAGAAGUUGAGGGGAUUGAAGAGGGCGUAGGAGGGAGGAUUGGUGGGCUCGGUUGUGUAUGGGAAUGAGGGGGUGAGUGGGUAGAAGCGCACUUCUUGGUGCCUUGGGGCGGGGCUAUGAAAGGAAAGUCCAUUGAUUCGAAAGCAUGGCUUUCUACGUUGUAUUUUUCAAGGAG
Lindgomyces ingoldianus is the source of this 2065-nucleotide messenger RNA. RefSeq names its product MBOAT family protein-like protein. The record is from RefSeq and is a predicted model, not a curated record. Gene Ontology annotation, biological process: glycerophospholipid biosynthetic process; lipid modification. Gene Ontology annotation, molecular function: 1-acylglycerol-3-phosphate O-acyltransferase activity; 1-acylglycerophosphocholine O-acyltransferase activity. The coding region runs from base 166 to 1920 and encodes 584 amino acids. Lineage: Eukaryota; Fungi; Ascomycota; Dothideomycetes; Pleosporales; Lindgomycetaceae. The transcript has 7 exons. Gene Ontology annotation, cellular component: membrane; endoplasmic reticulum.